Messenger RNA from Nymphaea colorata (pocket water lily), 1245 nucleotides. RefSeq names its product protein VASCULATURE COMPLEXITY AND CONNECTIVITY. The coding region runs from base 267 to 884 and encodes 205 amino acids. The record is from RefSeq and is a predicted model, not a curated record. The transcript is spliced from 3 exons. NCBI's taxonomy places the organism in Eukaryota, Viridiplantae, Streptophyta, Magnoliopsida, Nymphaeales, Nymphaeaceae.
AGUCAUUUCGAAGGGAAUAUAAGGAACGGUAAAGGAACAAAAAAAAGUGUUGAAUCUAAGCCGAGUGAACAACCGAGGGAAGAAGGAAGAUAGCUGCUGCUCACCUGUCGUCAUACACUAAAACUUUGGUCAGAAAGAGGGAGGGAGAGAGAGAGAGAAUCCUGGUGUGGCAGCCUUGUCGCCUGCUCUUUCUUCCCUGAGUACAGUUGGGGAAGGAGGGGUUGGUGAGGCUUGAGAUAGGAGAGGAGUUGGGUGGGUGAUCAGGGAUGGAGAGGAGGGUGGUGUAUCUGUGUGGUUUGGCUGGCUUUCUCGGAGUACUGGCUGCCAUUCUCGGUUUUGCGGCAGAAGCCAAACACAUCAGGCCAGGUGAUGUUACAUUGACUGACAAUGGAACCUGCAUAUAUCCACGGAGUCCAGCUCUAGGCCUUGGUCUGGCUGCAGGGAUUGCUCUUAUGAUUGCUCAAGUAAUUAUUAACACUGCUGCUGGUUGCAUCUGUUGCCAGAAGCGUCCACAUGCGUCUGGUUCCAACUGGACGAUUGCAUUAGUAUGCUUUGUUGUCUCAUGGAUUACUUUUAUCAUCGCUUUUCUCUUGUUUCUGGCUGGAGCAGCCUUGAAUGAUCAACAUGGGGAGGAAAAUAUGUACUACGGCUACUACUGCUUCGUGGUGAAGUCUGGCGUGUUUUCAGGUGGUGCGGUCCUUUCUGUUGCUAGCGUCUCCCUUGGUAUUAUAUACUAUAUUGCUUUGUCUUCUUCAAAAAUUUCUGCCACCUGGGGAGGUCAUCAAAAUCAAGGAAUUGCAUUGGCGACACCACAAGUUCCCCCUCAAAGCACUCAACCUGCUUUUGUGCCAGAGGAUACGUAUAACAGGUUGCGGUAUCCUUGAAGCACGUGCUGCAGAGACCCUCAGGGCGAUUGCCUCUACUUCUGUACAUUGUGAAACUUGGGAGUACAAUCGCAUUGUUUGUGCAAAGAUGCAAAGAUGCGCUGGAGUAAUCUGAUCAUAUAUGAAAUACGUGAAAAGGAAAAACACAGUUUGUAAGUUGGAUUUCGUUUUUGUUCGACGAGGAAUGGAUUUCUUCUUGCUGGGCUUUGUAUCAGAACAUUGUUGGCCAUGAUUGUCGUGUUAUUUUGGCUGGCGACCUUAGUUAACUUCUUUACAUUGGCUUGUAGAUGGUAGGUUAUUUUUCUUGCUGGGGAACUAAAUUAUUUCAGUUACAUGCAUGAAAUGAUCUUCUUGUUUGGCC